Hippoglossus stenolepis (Pacific halibut) is the source of this 4385-nucleotide messenger RNA. Its product is annotated as transmembrane protein 125. Lineage: Eukaryota; Metazoa; Chordata; Actinopteri; Pleuronectiformes; Pleuronectidae. The coding region runs from base 1821 to 2519 and encodes 232 amino acids. The transcript is spliced from 3 exons. The record is from RefSeq and is a predicted model, not a curated record.
UCCACCGCGGAGGUCGAUCCACCGGCUCUGUGUCUCCUCCCAUCGCCGUCCCCCUGCUGCCGUGCGCGGCCACACCUGCAGCAGACCGGGGGGGGGGAGUCAGAGGCAGAGACGGUGUGGAGGAGAGAGGAAGCCCGGACACAUCCAGCAGCUCGCACCGCUUCUAUCCGGACUCUCCGGUGUGAGGGAGGAUCAAUGCACGGGAGACAGACAGCGACCGGAGGCUGGGACACUUUAAAUCAUGGGGAUUAACGUGGAAGAGGAGGAAGAGGAGGAAGAGGCGCAGGGACCGAGACUGAGGAGCGCGCACAGGUUUUGCUUGUGAUCCGUGACAGAGCGAGGCCAGUAACACUGACUCGACCAUUGUCCCCUCACAGCUCUGAGCAGUGCGAGGCUCUCUGGUUGCCUCGGCGGCCCAUUGUGACUGUAGAGAAGAAAGAAAGAUCCGGCUUGUCUGGAUAACGACCCCAUUCAGCAUCCUUUCUCUUUGCCACAUUAGAAAGCCUCAGAACAACAGUGAAGGCUCAGCACUAUCCCGACCUCCCAAACCCUUCCCUGCAUCCUCUACCCACCUCAUCCCUACCGCCCUCUCUAUCAGCCCCGUCCCUCUCCCUCUCCCGAGCUUCAGCCGCAGCCUCUGCCCCGUUCCGAGUCCCAGAUGACAGCCAUUACCCUCCCUCACUGCACGAGCCUCCUUUCCGCUCCCUCCAGUCCCCGUGGCGCUUGGCACCAAUGCCCAUCACACAGACAGAUGGAGCCAACCCUGACCCCUCUCCUUGCCCGUGGGGACGCAAAGGGAACCAACCCUCACUAGAGGAGUGGGGGAUGACAGGAAGGAGAGAAGAGGAGAGUAUUGCUUUGUCACCACAGCAACUCAUCAUCCGGUCUCCCUCGGACUCCCCGUCAGCCGAAGCGAAGGACCUGGGAUAGAAAGGCACACGGCGGGAACGUCAACAACAACAACAACAGAAGGACCUUUUUUUUUCUUCCUGCAAAUUGUGCCUGACACAUUUCUUGCUUUGAUUAUUUGGCAGAGAGAUCUUGUUCUGUCGCGUGUGGACAGAAGAGGCGAACGCUGACAAGAAUUCUAAAUAUGGGAAAUAUCAUUCGAGAGAAACAGGAUGUCACAAGAAGACGGAUCUAAAAAAAAAAGCGCUGAGAGAAAACCGGCUCUACACAUUCUCAAGUUUUUCUGAACCCCACAAAAGUUGCAUUAUAAGCCCUUGCACUUCCCGUUAGCUGUGGCCUCUGUGGUCUAAACGAGUGACAGCAAGAAAAGCUGAACAGGCUUUCACAAAAUGUCACAAUUUUAAACAUGCAGCCACAGUAAGCAAGCUGCUUUUUUCAUUGUACUUUCCACACCUGCAUAAAGCAUAAAAAGCUUUUCACUGACAGUAAAAAAAGGAAAUGUACAUGGGACUCAAAUCAGGGUCCUCGGGCGCGCGUGUCUACAUUCAACUGAGCUGUAACUUCUUGGUUGCACCUCUGCUGACGGAUGAAACGUCCACUCUGUGUCAUCUCCUCGGACUAAGAAACUGCACCUGAGUCCCUGCGAUUAUUACGAGAGAUGACUGCCGACACUCUGCAAAACCAAACGGGAACUUCUGUGGAGGUUCGGACUCUUUGCUUUGGAAGUUGAUGCCGAUAAGAGUUUUUAAUUCACAAAGGAGCUGGAGCCUUGAGUUCUGGGACAAUACAAGGAGCAACUCCCCUGAAACGUCUGGAAUACACUGGUGGUGAAUGAAAUAAGACUUUGUAGAUUAUUACCUGCAUUUUGUGGUGGUGGCUUCCCUAUUCAGCAGGCUGGGAGUGGCUGUACGAUGCCUGAACUGCAUAACUUUCCCCCCCUGAGGGUCCCCAGUGACCCUGAACUGGGUUUAAAUGGACCCGCAGACCCAGCUCGAAUUCAGCACAGUAUCCUGGAGGAGCAGGUGGAGCUGUGGUGGUUCAGAGAUCCCGGGAAGUCUCUGCUCUGCUACUGCGUGGCCGUGCUCCUGAUCCUGGGCUGUGGGCUGGGAGGCGUUGGCCUUCUCUCCACCACCACCAGCGUCUCCAGCGAAUGGCGUCUGGGCGUGGGCACGGCCCUCUGCCUGCUCGCCCUGGGAGUGCUGCUCAAACAGCUGCUCAGCUCGGCCGUGCAGGACAUGAAUUGCAUUCGAAGCCGCCAGCGCAUUGACAUGCUAAAGAGCGGCGGUUUAUCCGACCUCCUUGUGGUUUCCAUCACUGGGCUGUCACUGUUGAUUUGCGGAGGGGUUCUGCUGCGUCUGGCCCUGGCGAACCACAUGCCGAAGCCAGGCCAGGCCCUUAAUGACAUGUACAUCUCUGGAGUGGUUCUGCUGGCUGGAGGGGGGGCGGCAGUAGUGGGUGUUGGGAUUUAUUCCGUCGUGGUGAUCCUGCUUGAGAGGACAAGGCACGGACGAAGGCUGAUGGACCGGGUGUUUAAUGUCUUCACUGUCUCUGGACGCAUGGAGCGCCAGGGUCGCAGAGAGACCACCUCCAGUCUGGCGAACCUCAUAUGAGACAGAACCACAAUAAAAGUGUGUAAUUUAAUAUCUGAACAUUUAGCCUCACGUUAGAGGGAUAAUGAUGAAAACACUCUUUACAUACUGUACGUCGCAUGGGACACAUCUGCUCGGUGAAGAUGUAGUUAACGAGUCCUCAAGUGUUUGUCUUUUUGUUUUGUCCGCAGGUCUCUGACAGAGACGCAGGCACAACAAGGAGAAAUGCUGAUUCCAUUAGUAUUUAGAACGAUUUUUCUUUUCAAUGAAAAGCACAGAUUCUAUCGGGUGAAAUAUCAGUUCCAAAACAGGAGUGAAGUGUUUUCAUGUUAUUGUUAUCACACAGAAUUUAUUACAAAGGAUCUAUGAUGUGAGCAUCACCUACAAUGGUCCCAUAUGAUUACGCUCUUGUCAAAUAAUCUCUGACGAUGUAACACAAAGUUGUAAGUCUACACGACGUUGGCUGAGACAUCUCACACAAGUGCACUGACAGAAAAGUUAUUGCACGAAUGAAAAAGCCACAACACAAAUGCUAUCGCUACAACUUAGAUGCAAAAGCCACAACACAACUGUAAAACCCACACAAUGAAAACAAAACCACAAUGAGCAGAGAUACUUACUGCGGUCACUGUCGCCUGGAAAACCCAGUCAAGCCAAUUGCUGCUUAAAGGUUCGGUGUGUAGAAUUUAGUGACAUCUAGUGGUGAAGUUGUGAUUUGCAGCUGAAUACCCCUCAACUCACCCUCCCUUCCAAAGGGAGAAAGAGAUAAUAUGGUAGCUUUCAGUUGUCAUAAAAAUUCAAAAUGGGUAAAAAACAUGGCGGCCUCCGUAGAGAGGACCUGCUACCGAAACACACAAGUAAAAACAUCAGUAGGAUUAUUUUAUAUAAAAUUUUCUGCUAAUGGAUCCUUUCCUGUUAUGGUACAGGUGCAUUCUUUCGGGUUUUGGGUGCUUCAGGCAGUGCUUUGCUCACUUCUGUUGUGGUUGUGUUGCUUUUGCAGUUGUGUUUUCCAUUAAGGCCCUUGUGUGGGUGUGUCUCGACCUCAGUACCACGCAGAUGGAGAAACAGGAAGCUGGUUUGUCAAAGGUGAUAUGAGGUUGUGGUUAAAGGGGCCAGUUACACGUCGGUGUGUGUGUAAUGUAUCUGCUCUAAACAUGUAUCCUGUCAAAGUGCUCUUGGACCACACCUCUGUCCUCUACCGACACUGAUGAUCGGUGAUUGUAAGUCGUCGUGGAUCAGAGCACGAGCUGAACGGCUGUAAAUAGUAAUUACAAAAUCCAGUGAUAUACGGGACGACAUAAACAGGAAAAAUAAUCUUUUAAAAAAAAAAUUCUUGUCAUUUGUAAUUCAUGCACCGACCCUCACCCUGUCCAUAUGUUCUCAUGAAGUUCUGUGCAGCUGAUGAACCUGACUGUGGAUGGUGAUGAGGCGAGAGCUUCAACGUGGCUCUUAAAUUAAUCCCUCAGUUGAAUAAUAAGUGAUUAUGAUCCAUGCAGCAGGACUUUGGUGUAAUAUUUGUCUGCCUGUAACACGAGAAGACGACAUGAUUGUUUAUCAGAGAAUUAUAUCGGAGCACUUUAUCGACUGUACGUGGAUCAUUUGUGGUUUUGUGCAUCGACUCAGUAUUUUCUCGGCCGUGACUCCUGCAGCUCCUGGUUUUUACUUUAACCUGCUUCUUCUGUAUUUGAGAUAUUACACCAAAUCAAUUGAUUGUGUGUAACGCAACAUGUUCACUCACUUUGCAGGAGUCAUGGAGAAUCACCAUCUCCUCCAAUCUGUUGAGUUUUUUAAAUUCUUGGCUCUUUGUUUUUAAUCAUGAUUCUGAAUGUGAAUGUUCUCAUCAAACCAUGUGGGUGAGAGUUAAGCAAUAAAGCUCAGAUGAACCAA